GAAAGAUUAUUUUAUAUUUAACUCAUUACACUGUCCAAUCAAAAUCUAAAGUUGACUGUUAUUUUAGUGAGAACGACGUGGACCACGGAGGCAUGGCCUUCUAUUUAAUGAAGCACCCAAGCAGGCCGGCUUCAACGUCAUUCCGCUCGUCUCUCUCGCUCACAUCAACUCUCCAGGCAAAAUAUCCUGGGCGCGAUGGAUGCAACGCCAGCGAGCAAGAAGGCCACGCCGGCCGCCGCCGUCGCCGACGCGGUCCCGCUCGCUGCGCAGCAGGCGGCGGAGCAGCUGUCGUCGCCCGAAUCCGUCGCCGGCGUGAGGGCGAGCGGCAGCGAGGACGACGACGAGCAGGUGGAGAGGUUCUACGCGCUGCUGGACAACAUCCGCGCCAUGAGGGGCAUGGUCAGCACCGGCGGCGCGGCACCGGGGAGGAAGCGGGCGCGCGACGACGAGCCCCCGUGGCGGCCGGCGUUCCGGAUGGAGGACUUCGAGCUUGAGGAAUUCGACUCCGGCUCCGCGGGGUGCGACGGGGGAAAGAAGAAGAGGGAGAGCAGCAUCGCGAAGCGGCCGGCCGACGAGGAGGAGCAGGCCGAGGUAGUGGAGGCCAAAGGUCCCCGGUGUGGGCCGCGGCCGCCCCAGUCGCACAAGCCGCGGCGCGAGGGAGUGCGAGCCGUCGACACGUGACAGGAAUUAGAAUACACAGCCCUGCCCUGGUCCAAUUUGCACGUCUUUCACAUUUACGAUGAUAUUUCUAUAUUCUAUAUUCUAUCUAUACUACUCUAUUAAGUUUGUA
Messenger RNA from Zea mays, 790 nucleotides. Its product is annotated as NRR repressor homolog 1. The transcript has a single exon. Bases 196 to 681 code for a protein of 161 amino acids. Gene Ontology annotation, biological process: regulation of systemic acquired resistance. The record is from RefSeq and is a predicted model, not a curated record. NCBI's taxonomy places the organism in Eukaryota, Viridiplantae, Streptophyta, Magnoliopsida, Poales, Poaceae.